AUGUCGGGCCCAUCACCCAGGCCCUCGAUCGCGAACCAUGAUCGCCCGGAACCAGGUCCAAGCAUGACCAAAUUUUCCGAUUCCAGCCACAAACGCAACAUCUCCUUCGACGAUAAGCCACGAGUGCCAGGCGCGCGCCGCAAAUCCAUCCAGUUUAAUGUGGGCUUCACUGAAACCCAGCUGCCCUCCCGUUCGUCAAGUUUCAGUAAGCGAAGGCCUGACGGAGAAGCGCAAAGAGAUUUUGAGCUGGUGGAGAGAGAGCAGCGGCCCCUAUCCACCGCGAUUAGAGUGCCGUCUCCACCGCCACCCAAGACUUAUGAGCGCGGGGUUUCGUUCGACACAUUUGACAAUCGCGAUGCCGCCGACUUCUCCUUGACACUGAAUUACAAACAUAAAGGCUAUCAGAGUACCCGUCGCAGCCGGACUUUCCUAUGCGGUACUGACCAGAAUGAUUACUCCGAGUUUGCGCUCGAGUGGUUGCUUGAUGAAAUGCUAGAUGAUGGGGACGAGAUUGUUUGUCUGCGCGCGGUGGAAAAGGACUCGCGCAUGGCGAGUGAUGCCUCCAUCAUAGAAGGCAAGUACCGCGAGGAGGCCGAAAAGUUGUUCGAGUCUGUGAUCCGGAAGAACAGCCAAGAUGAAAAGGCCAUCAGCUUGAUCUUAGAAUUGGCCGUCGGAAAAGUGGAGGACAUAAUCCAGCGCAUGAUCCGCAUAUACGAGCCUGCCAUGCUGGUUGUCGGAACACGCGGCCGAAACUUGAAGGGUGUUCAUAGUCUCCUGCCAUCGGGCUCGGUCUCCAAAUGGUGUCUUCAACAAUCGCCCAUUCCCGUGAUCGUCGUACGCCCAUCUCCAAAGCGCGAGAAGAAAAAGAAGAAACGGCGCGCAGACCCAGCUCGAAAAAGUUACAACCAACUUCUGUCACUGAGUGUGAAGCGUGGUGGUCGAAUCUUCGACGAAAGCUGGAGUGCAGAGAGCACCGCCUCUAAACUCCCUGAUGAGGAAGCUGCCGUCGCUGAAGCACUGGGUCUUCCGGCAACUUAUUCCGUUGCUGGCACGUCGCGAAGCUCUUUGUCGGUAUCGGACCGUAGCAGUAUUACCUACCUCGACGACUCGGAGAAUCCUCAGUCCCCGGUACCAUAUUCACUUGAUUCGGUCUUGAUGAAGAGUCCGUUGGUCAGGAGCCCCGCUAGUUCAGAAGAAAGCGUGGGUACAGAGCCAAAGAGAUCUUCAUCGCCAUACCCGCGCAGUGAAUCUGAGCGUGAGCGUGAGCGUGAGCGAGAAAGUGAACAGGAACAUGAACAUGAACCGCCGUCACCUCUAUCCGAAGACUCUUCUGACGAAUCACACGUAACAAACGAGUCAACACCAAAAAUCCCAGCUCUCCCACGGCGAGUGUCCAUACCCUCCAUUGAAGUCUCUGAUGGCAGCAACAUCUAA
Messenger RNA from Penicillium taxi, 1434 nucleotides. Its product is annotated as universal stress protein. The transcript has 3 exons. Bases 1 to 1434 code for a protein of 477 amino acids. Lineage: Eukaryota; Fungi; Ascomycota; Eurotiomycetes; Eurotiales; Aspergillaceae. The record is from RefSeq and is a predicted model, not a curated record.